AUGUCUCUGCCGGGGAGCAGGCGUUCUUCCACCGGCUCGCGAAGCCGCGGGGUCUAUGGACGGAGUGGCUUUGCCUCCUUCUUUAAGUCUUCGGCGCCCUCCGCCACUCGGCCUGAGACGCAGCCUCUUCUCCCUGCCUCCAGGCGCCCCUCGCCCCCCGGGAGGGACACCUACGGCACCUCCUCGCUGAGCAGCAGCAGCAACUCGGGCUCCUGCAAGGGCAGCGACAGCAGCCCCACGCCGAGGCGGCCUGCCAAGUACAACCUGUGCAGCGACAACCACGGCAUCAAGCCCCCGACGCCGGAGCAGUACCUCACGCCCCUGCAGCAGAAGGAGGUCUGCAUUAGGCACCUGAAGGCCCGGCUGAAGGACACGCAGGAGCGGCUGCAGGACAGAGAUGCCGAGAUCGAGGACCUGAAAACGCAGCUGUCGCGGAUGCAGGAGGACUGGAUCGAGGAGGAGUGCCACCGCGUGGAGGCCCAGCUGGCGCUGAAGGAGGCCCGCAAGGAGAUCAAGCAGCUGAAGCAGGUCAUCGACACGGUGAAGAACAACCUGAUGGAGAAGGACAAGGGGCUCCAGAAGUACUUCGUGGACAUCAACAUCCAGAACAAGAAGCUGGAGACGCUGCUGCACAGCAUGGAGCUGGCGCAGAACGGGGCGCCGAAGGAGGAGGGGGCCGGCGAGUCGGCGGGGGGCUCGCCCGCCCGCUCCCUCACCCGCAGCUCCACCUACACCAAGCUGAGCGACCAGGCGGCCGGCGACCGCAACGGCGGCUCGCAGACCAUCUCGGCGGACGAGGGGGCCGACAGCGGCUUCGCCAACGCCGACGAGGCGCCGAGCCGCACGGACUGGCCGGAGCCCCGCGCCGAGGGGGCCGGGCCCCGCGAGCCCCCCGCCCGGCUCCCCGCCAGCGGCACCUACGAGAAGCUGCUGGGCGCGCGGGCCGGCGUGGAGGCCGGCGUGCAGGCCAGCUGCAUGCAGGAGCGCGCCAUCCAGACGGACUUGCUGCACUACCAGCCCGACCUGGACACCCUCCUGGAGAAGGUGAUGAAGUCCCAGGCUUGCAGCUUGGGGAGCCCCACUUCAGCCUGGGUGUCCGAAAUGGAAGACCUCCCGCCCGGCGCCGAGCCGCCAAACUUCCCCGGGGCCGCAGACCUGGCGGCCCUGGACGCCGGGGCCGAGGCGGGGGCCGGCAAGCAGGACGGCCCGGGACCGGCCUGCCGCAACCCGGCCGUGCACCAGCCCCGCGGCGGCAGCCAGCCCGUGGCCAUCGCGUGCGGCGCGGACGAGGAGGCGGCGGCGGAGACGAGCCGCGACGCGGCCCCGUCCAAGAGCUACUGGAGCCGCCACUUCCUGGUGGAUCUGCUGGCGGUGGUGGUGCCGGCGGUGCCCACGGUGGCCUGGCUGUGCCGCUCGCAGCGCCGGCAGGGCCAGCCCGUCUACAACAUCAGCUCGCUGCUGCGCGGCUGCUGCACCGUGGCCCUGCACUCCAUCCGCCGGAUCGGCUGCCGCUCCGUCGGCGCCCCGGGCGCCUCCCAGCCCUAGGCGCCCGCCGCCCCCGACCGGCCGCGCAAAGCCCCCCGAGCGCCGCGGGGCGCCCCACCGCCGGGAGGGCUGGGAGGAGGAGCGGGGCGCCUCGGAAAGCAACAACAAAAAAAGACCAUUUCUGGAAGAGGGGCGACCACGCAGGCAGCCGCGCGGUGCCGCGGGGACUCGCCUCCGCUCGUUGCACUCGCUUUUCUUUGCAUUUUUUUUCCCCCCUUCCUUGUGCGCCCCGGGCCCGUGCACCAGCCGAGGCAGGAGCGGGGCACCAAGCUCCUCUCUCCGGGCACAGGAACAGGGCUGGCUGCAGCUCGGCGGCUGAAGGAAAGCUGCCAGGAGAAAAGGGGACCGGAGGGUCCCUCCCCGCCGCUCCUGCACCCUCCUCGUCCCGCCCGGCCCCCUGCGAGCUGCUCGGGAGACGUUUCCCCGGGGCCGCGCAGCAAUCGGAUAUACCUCACGCAAGCCGGAGCCGCCGCGGCCCUGGGAUGGAGCCUCGUGGUCGAGACCCUUCAUUUUUUGCUGUGCACUAUAUUCACUUUUUUUUUUUCUUUUUUUUUUGGUAAAGACUGGAGCCCUGUUGCAUGGAGGCAGCAGGGGGGAGGCAUCGGCAGGCGGCCCCGCCUGCCCUGGGCAGAGCCGAGCCGCUCUUGCCUGCCAGGAAAAAAGACAAAAAUGCCUUUUUUUUUUUUCUUUUUUUUUAAACAAGCAAAGACAGCAAAGAUUGAUCAGCCGGGGAGCGCGCGAUCUGGGGCCCCCUGCGCCCUCCCUGGGCCCCGGCCCCGCACCUGAAUGUCUGCAGCUUCUUGGCGGCUCGAGCCAGGAGCGUUCCCGCUGCCCGCGCGGCGCUGGUGCCGCCGUCCCCGCGCCGUCGCGGCAGCCGCCUCCCGGCCGCGCGGAGCAGGAGCAGGAGGAGGAGGAGGAGGAGGAGGAGGUGACUGCCGUCGGAGAGGUUUGGGGAGAAACGGCAGCAGCGCGGCGCUGGGACGCCAGCCUCUCGUGCAAUGUGUUUGUGGGUGUGCGUACGCGUCUGCCAGACUAUCCAAAGCUUUGCCAGGAAAUAAAUGUAACGACUAUAUUUGAAAGACAAAUCUAUAUAAUAUAUUUUUUAAAUACAGAACUUAAAAAGCUGUACCCCCCCCCUUCUGUCGUUUCCGCUGUCCUGUAACCGCUGUCUGUGGUGGCUGUAAUAAACGU
Molecule: messenger RNA, 2736 nt
Organism: Rhea pennata
Lineage: Eukaryota; Metazoa; Chordata; Aves; Rheiformes; Rheidae
Gene: SNPH
Product: syntaphilin
Exons: 4
Coding region: 1-1545 (514 amino acids)
Biological process (GO): neuron differentiation
Cellular component (GO): cytoplasmic microtubule; mitochondrion
Source: RefSeq, a predicted model, not a curated record